AUGAAUGUCUACUUGAACGAAGACAGCAGCAGACAGACAUCAUACCGGCCCAAUGACUUUGCUGACAUUUUUACUGGACUCACCCAUCCAUUUAAAUUGAAAAUGGUCUUAGAUGUCCGUGAAGAAGCUGGAGUAGCACUGGAUUUUCCAACACCAAAUGCUGUGAUUAACUAUCACAAGCAGAAAAAGAAUCAGAUCCCUGUUUUUUCUACUGCCAGUUUCGAUGUUGUGAACCAAGACAAUGAACGACAUGUACUUUGA
Messenger RNA from Phycomyces blakesleeanus NRRL 1555(-), 261 nucleotides. RefSeq lists its product as hypothetical. The record is from RefSeq and is a predicted model, not a curated record. The transcript is spliced from 2 exons. The coding region runs from base 1 to 261 and encodes 86 amino acids. NCBI's taxonomy places the organism in Eukaryota, Fungi, Mucoromycota, Mucoromycetes, Mucorales, Phycomycetaceae.